AUGAAUUUUGACUACUGUAUUGGAAAGUGUAGUGUUGGUGAAAACAGUGAUCAAGAAGUUCUUAACGAAGUUCUCAGUAAUACCCCCAGUCACGUUAUUGCUGUAGUAGAACAUGAUGGUGGUUGUGAAGUGUUUCCAUAUGUAGACAGGUCCUCUUCAAAAUGCAGUCCGUUAGAACUCCGGAAAAACGUUAGCAGCAAUUUAUAUGCACCGUGGCUUUUGGCAAGCCUUUGCGAUCGUCUUGGAAUUCAUUUUACAUAUGUGGGUAGUGGGGAUAUCUUUCACUACGAUCAAAAACAUCCAAUUGACGGCGCUGGAUUCCAGGAAAAUAAUUAUAUUAAUUAUGUGGGCAGUAAUGUAACUGUUGUUAGAGGGUACACCGAUCGUUUAAUGCAGUUCUUUCCAAACGCUUUAAACGUCCGUUUAAGGAUGCCGAUUGAUUUCGAUCAAAAUCCUCGUGAAUGGCUGAAAAAGCACAGCAUUAGGAGUGAAGAAAUGAAAGCUGCCGAAUACUUUGAUUUCCCAGAAUCAGUAACUGUGCUGACAUCUUGUAUACCUAUUCUGUUGGAGAUGAUCAUUAACAGAACUCCGGGCACUAUUAAUUUGGUUAAUCCUGGACCCAUUCGUUUGUCGGAAGUAGCUGAAAAUUUCAAAAAUCUUGUUGACCCAGCUUUUACUUACAGAGUUAUAGGAUUAGAAGAAAACAGGGAACUGGUGGAGCAACAGUCGCACUGCAGGCUUGAUACGAGCAAACUGGAGCGAAUUCAUCCAGGUAUUAAAACUGCUGCUGAGGAAAUACAUAAGCUUUUUGCUGAUAUUAACAGGAAGAGUAAUCGGAAUUUUUUGCAGCAGGCUUGA
This is a messenger RNA of Enterobius vermicularis (human pinworm), 858 nucleotides long. NCBI's taxonomy places the organism in Eukaryota, Metazoa, Nematoda, Chromadorea, Rhabditida, Oxyuridae. The record is from the annotation of a GenBank genome assembly.